Malania oleifera is the source of this 1575-nucleotide messenger RNA. RefSeq names its product RING-H2 finger protein ATL46-like. Bases 473 to 1498 code for a protein of 341 amino acids. Lineage: Eukaryota; Viridiplantae; Streptophyta; Magnoliopsida; Santalales; Ximeniaceae. The record is from RefSeq and is a predicted model, not a curated record. The transcript has a single exon.
UAGCUAGCUGUCUUUCCUUUUACCAUGUAUAUAAACUACUGAAAAGCUAGCACAAAAUGUUACCCUUUAAUGACCUCCUGCGCGUUCUUCGUAUCUGAGGAAGGUGAACGGUGAACCUGUAACUUCUCUCUUCAACUUAUUUGUUUUCUAUUUUCGACAUGUUCGUGCCAGAAGUUUAUCAGUUUUUACCUCAAAAUCUUUACGUCUCAAAGCCAAAAAUGUUCACAUAACUUUGAGAAGAAGCUGUCUUUUUCUUAUCUUUUCUUUUCUUUCCCAGUUUUUGUGGACAGCAUACUCGAAUUCAAACAAAAAAACGUUUUUUUGAGCAUGCCCAUCUCCCAAAACGUCUGAAUUUUCAAUCAAUUUCAGCAAAAAGAUGACAUUUUGAUCCGCAUGACCAUUUUCCUUAUCCCCAUUUUCUUCAUUUUUUUUCAUAUUUAAAAGCCUUGGAAUUUACCGAAGAAGCUAUGAAAUGGAACCCGCUCCAUCAUCACUAUCUUCUUAUCUUAUCAGAAUCAGUCCAGUUUUUAUUUUGAUUGUAAUAAUUCUAGCUGUUAUCUUUUUCAUUUCUGGUCUUCUCCAUCUUCUUGCGAGAUUUCUCAUGAAGAGGUCAUCUUCCUCGCCUAUCUAUCAAUCUAACAGAAAUCCAGAUGCGUCUGGGUCUCUUGCUCUUCAGAGACAGCUUCAACAACUCUUUCGUUUGCACGACUCUGGUCUAGACCAAGCUUCCAUUGAUGCGCUACCUGUCUUCUUCUACAAAGACAUAAUGGGUUUGAAGGAACCAUUUGAUUGUGCUGUGUGUCUUUGUGAAUUUUCUGAAGAUGACAAACUGAGGCUGCUUCCCUUGUGUAGUCAUGCUUUUCACACAUACUGUAUAGAUACAUGGCUCCUUUCAAACUCUACAUGCCCUCUUUGCAGGGGAACCCUUUUCAGCUCUGCCCUUCCCCUGGCGAACCCACUAUUUAGUUCUGACUCAACAGAAAUUCCAAAUGGGUUACCCAGUGAGAGUGAUGGAGAAAAUGGGUUCUCUUGCACUAUGAAGCCGGGGGGUGUUACGGAAGAGGUUUCUGGUCAGAAGAAAGUUUUUCCUGUGAGGCUUGGCAAAUUCAGAAGUGUAAAUGAUAGAGGAGACAGUGUGGAAAGGGGACAAGGAGAGUCCAGUAGCUGUAAUUUGGAUGCAAGGAGAUGUUUUUCUUUGGGCUCUUUUCGGUAUGUGGUUGGUGAUUCAAACCUACGAGUUGCUUUAUCUGAGGGAAUGAGUGAUGGUAGAGAUGCAAAGCUUGUCAAAGGGGGAGGACAAAAUGCUAGUUCUGCAGGUGAUAGUGAUCAUGUGGAGAGCUGCAGGAAGAUUAGCAGUUCUAAAGGUGAGAGCUUCUCUAUCUCCAAGGUCUGGCUUUGGCCAAAGAAAAGCAAAUUACAAAGUUCUUUAGAUGCUGACAUGAGAGCUUCUUCUCUUAAUGUAAGCUUGCCAUUGAAUGACAAAACUCAAAUUGUUUAAAAGAAGUACAAAUGCACUAUUUUUGUGUUCUCUUGGUCAAUCAAUAUAUUGCUCAAAGCCUUGACGUCUUGCUUUUC